Messenger RNA from Exophiala viscosa, 6666 nucleotides. Its product is annotated as Sec63 Brl domain-containing protein. NCBI's taxonomy places the organism in Eukaryota, Fungi, Ascomycota, Eurotiomycetes, Chaetothyriales, Herpotrichiellaceae. Gene Ontology annotation, molecular function: nucleic acid binding; ATP hydrolysis activity; ATP binding. The coding region runs from base 1 to 6666 and encodes 2221 amino acids. The transcript has a single exon. The record is from RefSeq and is a predicted model, not a curated record.
AUGGCGGACCCCAACAAUGUCGCCCAGUACAAGUACUCGGCGAUGUCAAACCUGGUUCUCCAGGCUGACCGUCGAUUUGUCUCUCGAAGAACCGAUGAGAACACCGGUGAUCCGGAGUCCCUUGCUGGAAGGCUCAACAUUCGAGAUAUGGGGUCACGAGUUGGUCGUGAGGAUGCUCCGAAGCAGAAGAGGAUGGCUUCCGGCUUACAAGGCAUGGAAAGAGGCUCAAUACGUGAAGGCCAGGAUGUUCUGGAACGUGAACAGAGGAAACGAAAGCGGGGUGAGCCUGCCCAGACUCGAGGAGCUGGCAUCUUGUCCGCUGGCGAUGCACUGAUCGAAGGGCUCAAAUAUCGUCCUAGGACACCCGCUACUCGCGCGACCUACGAUCUCCUUCUCACCGUGACUGCCAAUGCUCUGGGCGACGUCUCUCAGGAAAUCGUCCGAAGCGCCGCCGAUGCCAUCCUAGAAUAUCUGAAAGACGAGAACUUGAAAGAUCUUGACAAGAAGAAGGAGAUUGAUGACAUUGUCGGAUCGACCAUGACACCCAAGCAGUUCAAUGAAUUUGUCAACCUUGGCAAGAAGAUCACAGAUUAUGAUGCGCAAGACGGGGAUGAGGAUGGCGAAGGCGCAGGCGCGGACGAAGCCGAGCUUGACGACCGUCAAGGUGUUGCAGUCGUCUUCGACGAAGAUGAAGAGGAUGAAGACGGUGUCGCUAGAACAUACGAAGUUCGAGAUGAUGAUGACAGCGACGCAGACGAGGAAGACGACAUGCAGGACCAACCUGGGCUUGAUGAAGUUGCAACCGCUGGUGGCGCUGGCGCUCCAGAUGCUGACGAAGAUGGCGACACUGGCAUGGUUCUUGACAGCGGCCUCAAUGACUCUGGUCGUCGGAAGCGAGAAGAUUCCGAUGCCAUACCCAUCCAUGACAUCGACGCUUACUGGCUCCAACGUCAAAUUGGAUUGCUGUAUGCCGAUGCUCACAUCCAACAACAGAAGACCCAGGACGCGCUACAGAUACUAUCUGGAAAGUCACUCGAGGGCGAGGAGAUAUCGCUUCGCGACAUUGAGAAUGACCUUAUGGAUCUCUUCGAUUACGAUCAUCCGGAGAUGGUCAGCAAAUUGGUUGCCAAUCGUGAGCGGAUUGUCUGGGCCACUAGAUGGCGCAGAGUGGCCGAGGACGACGAUGCUCGAAAUCUUAUAGAAAGUGAGAUGGUCGAGGCUGGCCACCGAAUUAUACUGAACGAGCUUCUCGGAAUAACAGAUGGUACCACAGAAGGUCCUCGCCCAGCCAAGAAGAUGAAAUUGGAUCUUAUGGACAUCGAUGUCCCAAAGGCACAAGAUGAAGAACAGGUGAAGAAGGAAGGAGUACUUUCCGGUGGCUUGCAGCCACAGCGACUCAUCAACCUUGAAAACUUGGUGUUUGAGCAAGGAAACCAUCUCAUGACAAACCCCAAGGUUGUCCUGCCUCAAGGCUCGACGAAGCGAACUUUCAAGGGUUAUGAAGAGAUUCAUGUUCCGGCGCCAAAGCCGAGACGGGAUCCUGGUGAAAAGAAUAUUCCGACCUCAGAACUUCCAGAUUGGGCAAGACAAGGAUUUGGUUCUUCGAAAGAACUCAAUCGGAUACAAUCUAAGUGUUAUCCUUCAGCUUUUGGUGACGAUGGCAACAUGUUGAUCUGCGCGCCCACUGGAUCUGGCAAGACCAACGUUGCAAUGCUUACUAUUUUGCGGGAGAUUGGCAAGCACCGAAACCCCGAAACUGGCGAGAUCAUGCUAGAUGAUUUCAAGAUCAUUUACAUCGCGCCCCUCAAGGCUUUGGUGCAAGAACAGGUGGGAAACUUCGGAAAGCGACUUGAAGUGUAUGGAAUCAAGGUUUCUGAACUUACUGGUGAUCGAUCACUCACCAAGCAGCAAAUCGCGGACACACAGGUCAUCGUGACAACGCCAGAAAAGUGGGAUGUUAUUACGCGAAAAGCCACUGAUCUGAGCUAUACCAGACUGGUUCGCCUCAUUAUUAUCGACGAGAUCCAUCUGCUGCACGAUGAUCGAGGGCCUGUCAUUGAAAGCAUUGUCAGUCGUACUAUCCGAAAAAUUGAGCAGACGGGCGAUCCAGUCCGCAUUGUUGGAUUGAGCGCAACACUUCCCAACUAUAGGGAUGUCGCUACUUUCCUUCGUGUCGACCCUGAAAAAGGACUGUUCCAUUUCGACGGAUCCUUCAGGCCUUGUCCACUUCGUCAAGAAUUCAUUGGAAUUACCGACAAGAAAGCGAUCAAGAUGCUGAAGACCAUGAACGAUGUAUGCUACGCAAAAGUAAUGGAGCAUGUCGGAACCAAUCAGCAGCAAAUGUUGAUCUUUGUUCAUUCUCGAAAAGAGACUGCUAAAACAGCCAAAUAUAUCCGUGACAAAGCUGUCGAGAUGGAGACGAUUGGACAGAUAAUGCGAACAGAUGCAGCCAGCAGGCAGAUCCUGCAAGAGGAGGCUGAUCAAGUUCACGAUGCCAACCUGAAAGACAUUAUGCCAUACGGAUUUGGCAUUCAUCAUGCCGGCAUGAGUGUUGCUGAUCGUACGUCCGUGCAAGAUCUUUUCGCGGAUGGGUCACUCCGAGUGCUUGUCUGCACAGCAACACUGGCCUGGGGUGUCAAUCUUCCUGCACACACUGUGGUUAUCAAGGGCACGCAAGUCUACUCUCCCGAGAAGGGUAGCUGGAUAGAGCUCAGUCCGCAAGAUGUCCUGCAAAUGCUGGGUCGUGCUGGCCGACCACAGUACGACUCCUAUGGCGAGGGUAUCAUCAUCACUUCUCAAGCAGAGAUUCAAUAUUAUCUGUCGCUCUUGAAUCAGCAAUUGCCGAUUGAAAGUCAAUUGAUGAGCAAAAUGGCAGAUAAUCUCAACGCCGAGAUUGUGCUUGGCAAUAUUCAAUCAAGAGACCAGGGCGUUGAGUGGUUGGGCUACACCUAUCUUUUUGUCAGAAUGAUUAGGUCGCCUGGUCUCUACAGUGUCGGUGCUGAUUACAGCAAUGACGAAAGUCUUGAGCAAAAGAGAGUCGAUCUGAUUCACUCAGCUGCCACGGUCCUCGAGAGAGCUGGGCUGGUCAAGUACGACAAGAAGUCCGGAAAACUACAGGCGACUGACCUUGGUCGCGUCGCUUCUCACUACUACAUCACGCACAACUCCAUGCUGACCUACAAUCAGCAUCUUCAGCCGUCGAUAAGCACCAUCGAGCUUUUCCGCAUCUUUGCACUUAGUGAUGAAUUCAAGUAUAUCCCAGUUCGACAAGAUGAGAAACUCGAACUCGCAAAGUUGCUGGGCAGAGUGCCGAUACCGGUCAAGGAAGGGAUGGAGGAGCCACAAGCCAAAAUCAACGUGCUCCUUCAAGCCUUUAUCUCCAGGCUCAAACUCGAAGGGCUCGCGCUGAUGGCUGAUCUUGUCUAUGUUACGCAGUCCGCUGGACGUAUCUUGAGAGCCAUCUUCGAAAUAUGUUUGAAGAAGGGGUGGGCUUCAGUGGCCAAGAUUGCACUCGACCUGUGCAAAAUGGCUGAAAAACGUAUGUGGCCGACAAUGACGCCAUUGAGGCAAUUCCCUACGUGUCCGAGGGAAUACAUCCAGAAGGCCGAGAGAAUGGAUGUUCCUUGGCCAAGCUAUUUCGAUCUUGAUCCUCCUCGCAUGGGAGAGCUGCUUGGUCUUCCCAAAGCUGGACGUAUCGUUUGCGAUCUGGUUGCGAAAUUCCCGCGGCUGGAAGUUCAAGCACAAGUUCAGCCGAUGACCAGAUCAAUGCUCCAUGUUGAGCUCACAAUCACUCCUAACUUCGUUUGGGAUGACGCAUUACACGGCACCUCCGAGUCUUUCUGGAUCAUUGUGGAAGACUGCGACGGUGAAGAGAUCCUGUUCCACGAUCUCUUCAUUCUGCGCAAAGAGUUCGCUGAGGGGGAGAUGACAGAACAUCUCGUUGAUUUUACUGUCCCUAUCAGUGAGCCAAUUCCGCCAAACUAUUUCAUCACUCUGAUGUCGGAUCGAUGGAUGCAUGCGGAGACGAGAGUGCCAGUGUCCUUCCAGAAAUUAAUCCUGCCCGAACGUUUCCCACCCCAUACUCAGCUUCUGGACUUGCAACCUGUGCCGGUUCAAGCCCUGAAGGUCAAGGAGUACGUUGACCUCUACCCCAACUGGAACAGAUUCAACAGAAUCCAGACCCAGGUUUUCAAGUCUCUGUACGACAGCACAGACAGUGUCUUCAUUGGUGCCCCAACCGGCAGUGGCAAGACUGUCUGCGCCGAAUUUGCUCUUCUGCAACACUGGAAAAACCCAGAAGCUGGCAAAGCGGUCUACCUCGCACCAUUCCAGGAGCUCGUCGACAGUCGUCAUGCCGACUGGCAGGAACGGCUGUCCAAGAUUGUGGGUGGUAAAACCAUCUCAACCCUGUCGGGUGAGGUCACGGCUGAUCUGAGAAUCCUGGAUCGAUCCGAUUUAGUCCUUGCCACUCCUUCCCAAUGGGACGUACUCUCACGACAGUGGCAACGCCGGAAGAAUGUGCAAGCCGUUGAUCUUUUCAUCGCCGAUGAACUUCACAUGAUCGGUGGCGAGAACGGUGCCAUCUACGAAAGCGUCGUGUCCAGGAUGCAGUAUAUCCAUAUCCAACUUGAAAACAAUCUGCGAAUUAUCGGACUGAGUGUACCGCUGUCCAACGCCAGAGAUGUGGGGGAAUGGCUGGGAGCGAACAGGCAUACUAUCUACAACUUCAGUCCGCUGGCCAGACCCGUUGGUCUGGAGCUGCACAUUCAGUCUUUCAACAUACCUCACUUCCCGUCGCUGAUGAUGGCUAUGGCUCGUCCAGCUUAUCAAGCUGUCCUACAGAUGUCUUCAGACAAGCCGGCUAUCAUUUUCGUGCCCGGCAGGAAACAGGUUCGGGCAACUGCGGUGGACAUACUUUCGGCCUGCAUUAUGGAUGACGACGACGAACGAUUUUUGCACACAAAUGUCGAUGAACUCACACCAUUCUUGGAACGAAUCAACGAACGCGCGUUGGCCGAGUCUCUGACACACGGCAUCGGUUACUACCAUGAAGCCCUGACCAACAGCGACAAAAGAAUCGUGUCCCACCUCUUUAAGAUCGGGGCCAUUCAAGUUAUGCUCGCAUCAAGGGAAGUCUGCUGGGAACUCCCAGUCACCUCACACCUUGUUGUCGUCAUGGGUACACAGUACUAUGUCGGCCGAGAACACCGUUAUGUCGACUACCAGAUUAGCGAGGUCCUGCAAAUGUUUGGACGCGCUUGCAGACCGGGUCAGGAUACUACCGGCAAAGGCGUGCUCAUGGUCCCUCAAGUCCGACGAGAGUACUACAAGAAAUUCCUGAGCGAGGCCUUGCCCAUCGAAAGUCAUCUUCAGCUGUGGCUGCACGAUGCGUUCGUCAACGAAAUCAGCACUAAGACGAUCACCUCCACUCAAGACGCCGUCGACUGGACAACGUACACGUACUUCUACCGACGGCUGCUGGCAAACCCAAGCUUCUACGGCCUCAACGACACCUCGCACGACGGUCUAAGCACGUUCCUCUCCGAGUUGGUGGAGAACACGCUCAAAGAACUUUCAGAAGCCAAGAUCAUCGACCUCGACGAGGAGGACGACUCUGUGUCUCCUCUUAACCCGGCCAUGAUCGCAGCAUACUACAACAUCUCGUUCAUCACGAUGCAGACGUUCCUGCUCUCGCUCACCGGUCGCACGAAGCUGAAGGGUAUGCUCGAGAUCGUCACCUCGGCGACCGAGUUCGAGACGAUCCAGAUGCGCCGCCACGAGGACCAUGUCCUCCGCCGUAUCUACGACCGCGUGCCGGUCAAGAUGUCCGAACCAGCGUACGACUCGCCGCACUUCAAGGCUCUUGUGCUCCUGCAAGCGCAUUUUUCGCGGAUGCAACUGCCCAUCGAUCUGGCCAAAGACCAAGAAGUCAUUGUUGCCAAGGUUCUAAGUUUGUUGUCUGCGUGUGUCGACGUGCUGAGUUCCGAGGGGCAUCUCAACGCAAUGAAUGCGAUGGAAAUGUCCCAGAUGGUCGUGCAGGCCAUGUGGGACCGCGACAGCCCGCUGCUGCAGAUUCCGCACUUUGACAACAAAGUCGUUGAUGUUCUCGCUAGACACGACAUCAAGGAUAUUGACGAGUUCAUGACCGCCAUGGACCCCAGCGAGAACCCAGACCACGCGAAGCUCGUCGCCGAAAUGGGUGUGAGCAACCGCCAGCUCGUCGAGGCUGCCAACUUUACGAACGACAAGUACCCGAGUCUCGAGCUGGAGUUCGAUGUUGUGGACAAGGACGAGGUUACGGCCGGACAGCCGUCGUAUCUCCAGAUCAAAGUCUCGCGCGAAGUUGAUGAGGAUGAGGAGGAGGAGGGCGAUGAUGCAGUCGAUCUCACGGUACACGCACCCUUUUAUCCGGGCAAGAAAUUGGAAAACUGGUGGCUUGUGGUGGCCGAGGAGAAGACCAGGUCGUUGUUGGCUAUCAAGCGCGUUACAAUUGGCAAGAGUCUGGCGACCAAGUUGGAGUACGUCGUGCCUACAGCGGGCAAGAAGGAUCUCACACUGUUCCUGAUGUCGGAUUCGUAUGUUGGUGUGGAUCAGAGCAUGGCGUUCAACGUGGAUGUGGCUGAGGGUAUGGACGAGGAUGAAGAUGAGGAAGCUGAUGAAGAGUGA